AUGACCCGUAGGGCCGCCUAUUGGUGGUCGGCGGAGAUUGCCGAGCUCAGGCGCUCCGCCGGCCGUGCCUGGAGGGCGAUGGCGGCCCUGCGGGACAGGGACGCACGGGUGGCGGCAUCGGCCGUCCUCACGGCCAGGAGAGACGCCGUGAGGACGGCCAUUGCCAGGGCCAAGGCCGCGACCUGGGAGGACCUCAUCUCCUCUGUGGAUCGGGAUCCUUGGGGGCGCCCAUACCGCAUGGUAAUGCGGCGAUUACGCCCCUGGGCGCCCCCAGUUACGGACACCCUCAGCCCCGAGCUCCUCGACAAAAUUGUGGAGGGGCUAUUCCCGAGGGUGGGUAACAAUAUCCCACCCUACACGGGACCCCCUCCCGACUGGGAGGAGGGGGAGCUCGGGGUGACGGCAGAGGAGAUGAGGCGAGCCGCCAAGAGGCUCGGCGCCAAGGGAAAGGCGCCGGGCCCUGACGGCAUCCCGGGCCGAGCAUGGGCCUUGGCCCUGGCCCAGGAGGCUGAGGUAGGAGACCGCCUCAGGCGGCUAUUUACGAGGUGCCUCGAGGCUGGCCUGUUUCCGGCCCCGUGGAAGAGGGCUAGACUGGCCUUCUUACGUAAGGAGGGCAAGCCGGAGGAAUCCCCUUCCGCAUACAGACCUUUGUGUCUGUUGGACGAGGCGGGCAAAAUGUUCGAAAGAAUCAUGCAAGCCCGCCUCGUUCGGCACCUGUCCCGGAGUGGUCCCGCGCUAGACGACGCGCAAUAUGGCUUCCGAGAGGGCCGAUCGACGGUCGACGCGAUCAUGCGCGUCAGGUUUCUCUCGGAGGCCAUCGUAGAGGCGGGAAUGACCCACUUUGGGUUCCCGCUCUACCUGGUCCACAUUAUAAAGGACUAUUUCCGGGGCAGGCGCUUGGAGUUCCGCAACAAGGCGGAACUCCAAUGCGGAAGGGAGGUGCAUUGCGGUGUUCCGCAGGGGGAAUGGGUGGGCAGGGCACACGGAGAUCUCACAUUCCGGACGACGCAGGUGCUCACGGGCCAUGGCUGCUUUGGGGAGUACCUGCAUAGGAUCGUCCGGAGGGAGUGCACCAGCCGCUGCCACCACUGCGAGGCGGCUGAGGACACGGCGCAACACACGCUGGGCGAAUGCCCGGCAUGGGAGGAAGAGCGCCGUGUUUUCGUAGGCGUGGUGGGAGCGGACCUCUCGCCCCCGGCCCUCAUCAGGGCUAUGUUAGAGGGACGAGAGGCCUGGUCGGCUGUUACCUCCUUCUGCAAGGAUGUAAUGUCGCAGAAGGAGGAGCAGGAGAGGGCCAGACGGGGGGAGACGUUUGUGGGGGGCGGCGAAUUCGCCGCGCCCCCCGCCCUCGGCCGGCACACCAACGAGGCACCUGCCAGGCUCCUGGUGAGCCCCCGUUCGGGUAUAGGUCUAGAUGAAUAUCUGGGCUUCCUGCUGGAUGGCAGAUGGAAGUUCGUCGCUCAGUUUCAGCAUGUGGCAUCCAAGGUUUCACAAGUCGGCAACGCCUUUGCCAGUCUAAUGCGGAACAUUGGAGGCCCCAGCUGGAGAAUCCGCCGCCUCUAUUUGAAUGUGGUGGUAUCCGUGGCCAUCUAUAGCGCACCGGUUUGGUCAGGCACCCUACAGAUUUCCAGCCGUAGUAAAUGGCUUUUUCGGAGCCAGUGCUACAGCUCCAUGCGGCCGGUGGCACCUCAUAAAACGGAGACUAUAUUCUUCCAUGAUGGAGAACAUAAGGUAUCGGCCAGGCUGAGAGUCGCAAGGGGCUACCCGCCUGGCGAGGUUCUGGAGGAAGAGAGUGGUGAUCACGACCAAGAACAAAGUGGCGGCGAGCCUCCGUACAAGGGCACGGGCGAUAGUUCGGUGAAGCGAGUAUCUCUCGACUCUCAGGUUAUUCAGGUCCCGCACAACGGAAAUCACCUAGCCUUACUUGCCCGAGUAGGUAGGCAGACGAGGAAAGAAACUGACCUUCCAGCUGGCGCAUGCCCUUCCGGGCAUGGUUGUUGGCAGGUCACGGCGAAUAGGCCGGCAGGUCACGGCGCAUUGCUAUUAUUACGGCCAUGGUCGAGACAUGACGCAGUACACGCUGGAGAAAUGUCUAACGUGAGCAAAAUGAGUCAAACUGACUCCGAUGGAAACAAUCCCGCGUCUGUCUCAGAGGAGGAAAAAGAACGCUCACUAUAA
This is a messenger RNA of Odontomachus brunneus, 2178 nucleotides long. RefSeq lists its product as uncharacterized. The coding region runs from base 1 to 2178 and encodes 725 amino acids. The record is from RefSeq and is a predicted model, not a curated record. NCBI's taxonomy places the organism in Eukaryota, Metazoa, Arthropoda, Insecta, Hymenoptera, Formicidae. The transcript has 5 exons.